UCUCUUGGGUACAAAAUGACGGCAAACUCGGGACUAUAAAUUACUAGAAUUAAUUUUAAACGCAAAAAUAGACAGUUCACAUACUCCUUCCUAGUAUUCCGCCGCUCUUGACCCGAAGCAAUACACCAUCACCUUCGUACAGCGAAUCCAAUGGAGGCUGCAGCGGUGCCAGCGCAUAUGAUUGGAGAAAAGGCGGGGAUCUUGGCGGAGGACUUCGAUCCGACGGCUGUGGUUGACGUUGAGCCUCUGCCUCCGGUUGUGACGUCGGAUGAUGUCGUGGGAAGUAAAGAAGGGAAGAAUCAAAAUGGCGGAGAGAUUGUGUUAGGCAGAAAUGUGCACACCGAGUGUCUUGAGGUCACAGAGCCCGAUGCUAACGAUGAGUUCACUGGUGAUAGGGAGGCUUAUAUGGCUAGCGUUUUGGCUAGGUAUCGAAAGACCUUGGUUGAAAGAACCAAGCAUCAUUUAGGUUAUCCUUAUAAUCUGGACUUUGAUUAUGGUGCUUUGGGACAGUUGCAGCAUUUCUCCAUAAACAAUCUUGGUGAUCCAUUUAUUGAGAGUAACUAUGGUGUCCAUUCAAGACAGUUUGAAGUUGGUGUUUUAGAUUGGUUUGCCCGUCUAUGGGAGAUAGAGAAAAGUGAAUACUGGGGUUACAUGACAAACUGCGGUACAGAAGGAAAUCUUCAUGGGAUUUUAGUAGGGAGGGAAGUGUUUCCAGAUGGAAUUCUGUUUGCAUCACGAGAGUCGCAUUAUUCUGUCUUCAAAGCAGCUCGCAUGUAUAGAAUGGAAUGUGUGAAGAUUGACUGUCUGAUCUCUGGUGAAAUUGAUUGUGCUGAUUUUAAAAUUAAACUACUUGCUAACAAGGACAAACCAGCCAUCAUCAAUGUUAAUAUAGGCACAACUGUCAAAGGAGCUGUUGAUGACCUUGAUCUUGUCAUACAAACCCUUGAAGAAAGUGGAUUUACACAUGAUCGGUUUUACAUCCACUGUGAUGGAGCUUUGUUUGGACUUAUGAUGCCUUUUGUCAAGCGUGCGCCAAAGGUCACUUUCAAAAAGCCCAUUGGAAGCGUGAGUGUUUCUGGUCACAAGUUUGUUGGCUGCCCAAUGCCAUGUGGUGUGCAGAUAACAAGGAUGGAACACAUUAAUACUCUCUCAAGGAAUGUUGAGUACCUUGCUUCAAGGGAUGCCACAAUCAUGGGAAGCCGCAAUGGCCAUGCUCCCAUCUUCCUUUGGUACACUCUCAACAGAAAAGGCUACAUAGGAUUCCGGAAAGAAGUACAGAAGUGUCUCAGAAAUGCUCAUUACUUGAAGGACCGCCUACUUGAUGCUGGGAUUAGUGCUAUGUUGAAUGAACUCAGCAGCACAGUUGUGUUUGAGCGGCCUCGAGAUGAGGAGUUUGUGCGCCGGUGGCAACUAGCUUGUCAAGGGAAUAUUGCACAUGUGGUGGUGAUGCCCAAUGUCACCAUUGAGAAGUUGGAUGAUUUCUUGAAUGAAUUGACUGAGAAGCGCUCAACUUGGUAUCAGGAUGGACAAGUUCAGCCUCCGUGUAUUGCAGCAGAUGUGGGAAAUGAGAAUUGUGCUUGUGCUCAGCAUAAAUGAAGAAUUGUCACGAGAAUUAUUACUCUGUUGUAGUCGUUGUUUCAUUUUGCAACGGAAGACUUUGAUUAUUUUAGAGUCCGGAUUGUUAGGCCUUUCUAUUGCCCUAUGUUUCCAUAAUUUCAUAUAUUCUGUUUGACUUGUCCUGCUAUUAUACUCUUACUGCUGUGGUGGCAGAAUUGUCAUAAAUUGAGAUGUGCCCAAAUAUUAGGAUUA
This is a messenger RNA of Hevea brasiliensis (rubber tree), 1809 nucleotides long. RefSeq names its product serine decarboxylase. Gene Ontology annotation, molecular function: pyridoxal phosphate binding; carboxy-lyase activity. NCBI's taxonomy places the organism in Eukaryota, Viridiplantae, Streptophyta, Magnoliopsida, Malpighiales, Euphorbiaceae. Bases 151 to 1596 code for a protein of 481 amino acids. The record is from RefSeq and is a predicted model, not a curated record. Gene Ontology annotation, biological process: carboxylic acid metabolic process. The transcript is spliced from 6 exons.